This is a messenger RNA of Thermothelomyces thermophilus ATCC 42464, 1362 nucleotides long. RefSeq lists its product as uncharacterized. The record is from RefSeq and is a predicted model, not a curated record. Gene Ontology annotation, molecular function: transmembrane transporter activity. The coding region runs from base 1 to 1362 and encodes 453 amino acids. Gene Ontology annotation, cellular component: fungal-type vacuole membrane. Gene Ontology annotation, biological process: transmembrane transport. The transcript has a single exon. NCBI's taxonomy places the organism in Eukaryota, Fungi, Ascomycota, Sordariomycetes, Sordariales, Chaetomiaceae.
AUGGCUGUCGCGUCCGACAGCAACCAGGCGGGCCCAGGGCUCCAGAACCAUGACGAAAAGAGGAUAUCCAACCAGAACGACACGACAACUGAUACAGAGUCGACCAAGGCGAAUCUCGAAUCCGCUCCCGGUGCCCUCCCCGGUCCCGCCGGCGUGGCUGGCUUCCCGCCGGCGCCCGACGGGGGGGCCCGCGCCUGGCUCGUCGUUGCCGGCGCCACCUGCAUCUUCUUCUCCUGCCUGGGCUUCAUGAACUCGUUCGGCGUCUUCCAGGCCUACUACAUGAGCCACCAGCUGCGCGACCACUCGCCGGACGCCAUCUCGUGGAUCGGCUCCCUCACGGCCUUCAUCCAGUUUGCCGGCGGCGCCCUCACCGGCCCGCUCUUCGACCGCUUCGGCCCCUGGGUCAUCCGCCCCGCCGCCGUGCUCUACGUCUUCGCGCUCAUGAUGACGAGCAUCUGCAAGGAGUACUGGCAGUUCAUGCUGGCCCAGGGCGUGCUGGCCGGCUUAUCCAUGAGCAUGCUCCAGGUGCCCGCCUUCGCCUCCGUGUCGCAGUUCUUCGACAAGAAGCGGGCCGCCGCCCUCGGCCUCGUCGUCUCGGGCAGCUCCGUCGGCGGCGUCAUCUUCCCCAUCGCCCUGUCCAAGAUGCUGAACGGCACCACGCUCGGCUUCGGCUGGUCGGUACGCGUCAUGGCCUUCGUCAUCACGCCCCUGCUCCUGUUCGCCUCCUUCGCGAUCACGACCCGGUUCCCGCCCCGCAAAACCAACUUGUUCAUCCCCUCGGCCUUCACCGAGCUCCGCUUCCUCAUGGUCAUCGCGGCCGCGUGGUGCGCCUUCCUCGGCAUGUUCAUGCCCUUCUUCUACAUCCCGAGCUACGCCAUCACCAGGGGCCUCGAGGCCACCCUCGCCUCGUACCUCCUGGCCAUCGCCAACGCCGCGUCCACGUUCGGGCGCAUCAUCCCCGGCAUCAUUGCCGACAAGUUCGGCAAGCUCAACGUCUUCGCGACCGGGUCCCUGCUCACCGGCGUCGUCGUCCUCUGCCUGAACAGCACCGUCAGCACGGCAGGCCUGGUCGUCUACUCCCUCGCCGUCGGCUUCGCGUCCGGCACCAUCAUCUCGGGCGCGAGCUCUGCCAUCUCCGUCUGCACCAGCGACCCCCGCAACCUCGGCACCUACAUGGGCAUGGGCAUGGCGGUGGCCAGCACUGCGUCGCUCGUGGGGCCCCCCGUGUGCGGAGUCAUGAUUGACAAGUAUGGAGGUUUCCUGCAGGCGGCAAUCUUCGCCGGCGUCGCUUGUCUGGCCGGUGCUGUCGUGGCCUUCGCUGCCAAGCUUACCACUCCUCAGGGCCUUUUCGGCAGGGCCUAA